Monopterus albus (swamp eel) is the source of this 2091-nucleotide messenger RNA. It is a transcript of the gene mthfd2, whose product is annotated as methylenetetrahydrofolate dehydrogenase (NADP+ dependent) 2, methenyltetrahydrofolate cyclohydrolase. The transcript has 8 exons. Gene Ontology annotation, cellular component: mitochondrion. Gene Ontology annotation, molecular function: methylenetetrahydrofolate dehydrogenase (NADP+) activity; methenyltetrahydrofolate cyclohydrolase activity; methylenetetrahydrofolate dehydrogenase (NAD+) activity. The record is from RefSeq and is a predicted model, not a curated record. NCBI's taxonomy places the organism in Eukaryota, Metazoa, Chordata, Actinopteri, Synbranchiformes, Synbranchidae. The coding region runs from base 344 to 1360 and encodes 338 amino acids. Gene Ontology annotation, biological process: tetrahydrofolate interconversion.
AUGUAGACAGUCUGAUGGAAGGCAGUUAAUCGCAUUUGAAUUGUUUUAAUUUUUACUUAUACCUAAGUACUAUUUUUUAUUUUUACAGUACACAGAUAGAUGUUCAAUAUUAGGCAAUUUCGUUGAAAGCCUUGGGGCCCUGCUGCUGUGGGGACCGUUUUCAGUGGAAACUCACUUCCUGUGUUGUCUGCGCAGCAGAGGCGUGGCAGCAGAUCACAGUGACGUCGUGUGUGGUUGUCGGGCGGGAGGGAUCCAGUGUCUCUGUUCCUAUUCCUCCUCCACAGCCAUCGCUCUCUCAGCCUUUUGGUGGUGGUGGUGUAUUCUCUCUUCUCGGCCGGUCAGGAUGGCAGCGGUCAGGACCCUCAGGAAACUGUGCCAACACUCCCAGCAUCACGUCUGUAAACUGCACACGUCCGCCUCGAGGCAGGAGGCAGUGGUCAUCUCAGGAAAGAAACUCGCACGGCAGAUUCGGGAAGAGGCCCGGGCCGAUGUGGAGAAAUGGGUUUUAGCUGGCCACCGGAGACCACACCUGAGUGUAAUUCUGGUGGGAGACAACCCAGCAAGUCACUCCUAUGUCCUGAAUAAGACGCGUGUUGCAGCUGAUGUUGGACUCUCUAGUGAGACAAUUCUCAAGCAUUCAGACAUCAGUGAGGAGGAGUUACUGGAACUGAUCUACAAACUCAACACAGACCAUCGCGUGGAUGGCCUUCUGGUCCAGCUGCCCCUGCCAGACCACAUAGACGAGCGCACAAUCUGCAAUGCAGUUUCCCCUACCAAGGACGUAGACGGCUUCCACGUAGUUAAUGUGGGUCGCAUGUGCCUCGAUCAGUCCACCAUGCUUCCUGCCACUCCCUGGGGAGUCUGGGAAAUUAUUAAACGCACAGGUAUCCCUACCCUUGGGAAGAAUGUUGUGGUUGCAGGACGCUCCAAGAAUGUGGGUAUGCCCAUCGCCAUGUUACUGCAUACAGACGGCCGGCAUGAGAGGCCAGGAGGUGAUGCCACAGUCACCAUUUCUCACCGUUACACUCCAAAGGAGCAACUUUGCCAACACACUAAAAUCGCUGAUAUCAUUGUGGCUGCUGCAGGGAUUCCAAACCUCAUUACUGCGGACAUGAUCAAAGAGGGAGCAGCGGUGAUUGAUGUUGGAAUAAAUAGAGUGCAGGACCCCGUCACUGGAAAGAACAGAUUGGUCGGAGAUGUGGAUUUUGAAGGUGUGAGGCAGAAAGCAGGCUUCAUCACUCCAGUACCUGGAGGUGUUGGACCCAUGACUGUGGCGAUGCUUAUGAAAAACACCAUCAAAGCAGCUAAGAACGUUCUGCUGUAUCCCCCAGAGAGGAUCCGCUUGGCAGCUGCAUCCUAGUGCAUGCUCCAACAACAGUGACACAUUCCACUCCCUCCAACACUACCACCCCUCUCUUUUUUUAUUUGGAGCAACGUGAUGAGCUCCCCUUGCACAGGAACUGGAAAGAUGAUAGCUUUAAGGCUCUCAUCCUGAUACCAUCUUUACCCUGCAGCCAUUUUUAGAUUGUUAUAUUCACUUGUGCAGCUGCAUGUUAUAUGUGACAGGAUUGUCAGUAUUUAACAUUUAUAGUGUAUUUCUGUAAGACUUUGGAGUUUUAAAAAGUCUUGCAAGUGUUUUAUUUAUUGCCACAGUCACAUAAUAUUUAAACAUGAAUGGUGACAGGUUAUGCUGUUUAUCUCAAAGGCUGGUGAGCAGUUAAAGCAGAGUGACUGAGGCUUGUCUGUUUCAUGUUAUAUUUUUUUCCCCUACUUAUUUAGCCUUAUGUACUGAGGGUGAUAAGGGCUAAAAUCAUCAGGAAAAGUCAUUUUCAAAUACAAGCUUUAAAGAUUCACAAUUGCCUUUGUAAAAACAUUAAAAUAAAUGUUACAAAUGUGUUCACAUAUUGAUGCUUUUUGUGCACACAAACUCUUCCUUUACAUGUCUGAACAGUGACCAUGAACUGUUCACAGAAUCAGAUUCAUAUUAAUGCACUUACCCCAAAUAGAACCCACUCAUCAGAAAUUAUCAUUGUAAUUAAUUGCCUCUUAGCACUGGUAUUAAAUAACCACCUGUUCCUGUCUUCAUCACCA